AUGUCGAAGCCCCGCGACUACAGCAGCCAGUCCUACUCGCCCGCCAGAUCCGGGCCCGCCAAGAGCUUCCCCGCCAAAUCCACCGAGAGGGACGACAUGGUGGGACUCAACGACAAGUUCAUCAUGCUCAUCGAGAAGAUGAAGCACCUGGAGGAUGAGAACAAAAAGCUGGACACCAAGCUGAAGAUCCUGAAGGAGCACGAGGACUAUGAGGAUAAGAUCGACCAAAUCGUCAAGCAGCUGGAGGAAGAGCUGAAGCAGCAGAUCCAAAAGUUGCUCAAUGACCAAGAGAAGCUGAAGGCAGAGCUUCACCAGAGCCAGGAGGAGGUGGAGGACACGAAGAGGAGAUAUGAGGACGAGCUGCAGAGAAGAGCCGAAUUGGAGAACGACUUCAUUCACACCAAGAAGGAAGCAGAUGACGGACACCUGAAGGCAGUCGACUUGGCUCUGGAGGCGGAGGAUCUGAUCGGAAAGCUGGACUUCCUCCGGGCUGGCUUUGAUGAGGAGGUGAAAGAGCUGGAGUCUCUCAUCCAGAACGAGACAGUUAUUUUACAGGACAACAGUCAAAGAUCCCUGGACAUGGACGAGAUCAUCGAAAGUGUCAAGGCCCAGUACGGCAACAUGGCUACUCGUGCCAAGGACGAGGUGGAGCACUGGAACCAGAGAAAGAUGGACGUCAUGAUGUUGAAAGCAGGCCAGCGAGAGCAAGAUGUUCGUGAUAAUAGAAGGGAGAUCUCCGACAUAACACGUCUCAUCCAGAGACUCAAUGGUGACCUGGACCUCCUGGCCAGAAAGGAGGAAGCCUUGAAGAAGGAAACGAUUGAGACCAUCACGGAGAGUGACAGAAGCCUAGAGAAGGCUCGUGAAGACAUCCUGCGGCUGGAGGAGGCCUUGAAGAGGACCAAGCAGAACCUGGCAGGACAGAUCCGGGAGCACCAGGAGCUGAUGAACCUAAAGCUGGCGCUUGAUAUUGAGAUAGCGACUUACCGUCGGCUGCUGGAGGGCGAGGAGCAAAGGAUGAAGGAGCUGAUGUGCAAUGCAGAUUUUUGAACAAAGCAAGCCCCGUGCUCACAGGCUCUCGACUGCAAGACAGACAUCAGAAUCCACCGUGUCCUCAGGAGGCAGUUCAUCACAAGUGAUUUCCAACC
Synchiropus splendidus (mandarinfish) is the source of this 1148-nucleotide messenger RNA. Its product is annotated as intermediate filament protein ON3-like. Gene Ontology annotation, cellular component: keratin filament. The transcript has 9 exons. Lineage: Eukaryota; Metazoa; Chordata; Actinopteri; Syngnathiformes; Callionymidae. The record is from RefSeq and is a predicted model, not a curated record. Bases 1 to 1050 code for a protein of 349 amino acids.